AUGCGAGGAAACAGAUCCUUUGACUGUUCGUCCAAGUCUGUAACGAGUCAGGCACGACAUUCGAGCAGCAACUUCUGUUUGCCCGAGGAUUCACCGGUCAGUCUCAAUCCAACCACCCUACCAACGGGCGGCGGCCCAGACGGCACAGCACCAGUCCUCAUCCGAAAAGGUGAAGCAGUAGGCUACUGUGUUUACAUUAUGCAUCGCCGUAAAGAUUUAUACGGACCCGACGCUGAGGAGUUCCGUCCCGAGCGUUGGGAGAAUGGCGCGCUGAAGAAUAUCGGAUAUGGCUAUUUGCCAUUUAACGGCGGUCCGAGAGUUUGUCUGGGACAGGAAUUUGCUUUGCUUGAAGCGGCGUAUACCGUUGUAAGGCUUUUGCAGAUGUAUGAGAGUAUUGAGAUGGUUGAGGGGAAAGAGUUUGAUAUGCCUGUUGGGCUUGAGAGGCAGCUGUUGACUUUGGUUGUGUCGAGUGCUGAUGGGUGUUGGGUUAAGAUGAAGAAGUAUUCUAGUUCAAGUUAG
Molecule: messenger RNA, 519 nt
Organism: Penicillium cosmopolitanum
Lineage: Eukaryota; Fungi; Ascomycota; Eurotiomycetes; Eurotiales; Aspergillaceae
Product: n-alkane-inducible cytochrome P450
Exons: 2
Coding region: 1-519 (172 amino acids)
Molecular function (GO): iron ion binding; monooxygenase activity; heme binding
Source: RefSeq, a predicted model, not a curated record